CCCUCCUCUUCUUAUCUCUGAUCCACACCCCGAUUUUCCAACCCAUCGGUGCCCUUUCUCUUCUACUUCCUUCCCUCUUAUAACAUACUCCGUGGAUGUGACCUCAUUUGGCCUUUUUGGUCUGCAUUUUUAUUAUUAUUAAACCUCGGGUGUUCCCCUCUUCGCGUCAUCUGGCUCCACGAAUCGCUCCCCCACCACUCCAUACGUCUUGCACAUCACCGAGGACGUCUGUGCUUCCUACCCUGUAGCCAUGGCUCCAGGUAGUGGGCGUGAUUUCAACUGCUCGUGGGAGCACUGCGGAAAGUCUUUCAAUCGCAAGUCGGAUCUCUGUCGACACUACCGAAUACAUACCAAUGAGCGACCCUAUCACUGCACGGUCAAGGACUGCAACAAGAGUUUCAUCCAGCGCAGCGCCUUGACCGUCCAUUCGCGAACACACACGGGCGAGAAACCCCAUGUGUGUGACCACGAAGGUUGCCACAAGGCAUUCUCCGAUUCUUCCAGCCUAGCCCGUCACCGACGGAUCCACACGGGGAAACGGCCUUAUAUCUGCCAGGAGCCCGCGUGCGAACGAAGCUUCUGUCGCAAAACCACCUUGACGAAACACCAACACCGCUCCCACCCACCGGGCACCAUCACCCGACCCUCCUCCGAGGACGCGACGUCGGAGCAUUCCUACCACCCUCCCACGGCGGUCUCCAUCCCCAACGAUCAAUAUCUCCUUGCCCAACAACCCUACUAUCCUCAUGCCUCGACCCCCAACCACGAGUAUUAUCGCCAGCAGAACGUGCCCAUGACGCCCGUUGCGGUACACGAGCCCCCGAUCGUGACCCAGAAUGUACCGGUCACGUCGCCGGUAGACGUCCACGCCCAGCAACAAUACAUGCUCAUGCAGCAGCGAUACGAUCAGACCCGUCCGGACUUUGUGCCGCCGGACUACCAGCAACCCUUCCAGGGGAUUCCCAUGGUUGACGGCCAUCCCCUCAUGCCCUCCUACCAGCCUGGGUUCCAGUACAAAUCACAAACGCGGAUUCUGAACCAGCCCGAAGGAACCGACUGGGGAUUUCUCGGGGUAGGAUAAGGCCACCGUCAUUGAAAGCGUCUGUGUCGAGAGACCGUGUGUCAAUGGAUCGUGUGGUUCUCCGCGUCCGUCUGUGGACUCU
Molecule: messenger RNA, 1163 nt
Organism: Aspergillus campestris IBT 28561
Lineage: Eukaryota; Fungi; Ascomycota; Eurotiomycetes; Eurotiales; Aspergillaceae
Product: putative C2H2 finger domain protein
Exons: 4
Coding region: 251-1081 (276 amino acids)
Biological process (GO): regulation of transcription by RNA polymerase II
Cellular component (GO): transcription regulator complex; PcG protein complex
Molecular function (GO): DNA-binding transcription factor activity, RNA polymerase II-specific; RNA polymerase II cis-regulatory region sequence-specific DNA binding
Source: RefSeq, a predicted model, not a curated record